Messenger RNA from Paramecium sonneborni, 280 nucleotides. The record is from the annotation of a GenBank genome assembly. Lineage: Eukaryota; Ciliophora; Oligohymenophorea; Peniculida; Parameciidae.
AUUAAAUACAAAAGGAUUCUCAAUGAUAGACUUAAUGGACUUAUUUUCUGACUAAAAUAAUAUAUUUUCUCCACAAUUUUUCUGGAAUAGAUUUCCAUCUUCUUAUUAGCAAUUUGAUUAAGAUAUUAUGUGGUAAUGAAAGGAAUAUCAAAAAGAGCGUAACAAAUAAUUGACAAGAUGUUAUAUCACUAUUAUAAGGGUUAAGAUAAUACCUAAAUAAUCCUGAAGCAAUCAAUUUCAACAUCAUUGAUACCAGAUUUAAACAUAGACAUAAUUUGAU